UAAUGGCGGCGGGGGGUGGGGGAGCAGCGCGCACCGCGGGGGGCGGAGGCGGGCGGCGGCGCCAGCCCGUGCGGGAGGCCGGAGCGGCGGGGACGGGCUUAAUCUGUCAGGACCUGCAGUAAAACAACUCCACAAAAAGAGGCGGCUUCAGAACAGAAAUGAAUAUCUGGAGGGCUUAUAACACCUUUAACAGCAGCAAUGGAACAGAUCUAACUAUUGGCUUUACGUCUUCUACAGUAGCUGUCCUUUUAUUCGGGACAAACUUCGUGCCUGUUAAGAAAUUUGAUACUGGUGAUGGCAUGUUUUUCCAAUGGAUUCUCUGUGCUUCCAUAUGGAUAGUUUCUUUGGUGGUCAAUCUAAUCCAAAACUGCCCCCGGUUUUGGCCUCUGGCUAUGGUUGGGGGUUUUGUGUGGGCUACAGGCAAUGUUACAGUUGUCCCUAUUGUUAAAACCAUUGGCUUAGCUCUUGGUCUUUUGAUAUGGGCUUCCUUUAAUUUGCUAACAGGCUGGGCAAGUUCAAGGUUUGGUUGGUUUGGAAUUGACCCAGAAGAGGUAUCAAGACCAAUUUUAAAUUAUAUUGGAGCUGGACUUUCAUUGUUAAGUGCUGUCAUAUUCUUUUUUGUAAAAACUGAAGUGCAGAGUUCUUCAGCUUCAUUAGAAAGCAGCCCAUUACUGAGAGAAAGUUCUAUUAAUCUUUCUGAAAAUAAUUCUGAUGACUCAUGGGUGAACAGACUGUCUCCAGCAAGAAAGAGAGCCAUAGGAUGUAGCCUGGCUGUAGUAGCUGGAAUACUCUAUGGUUCCAGUUUUGUACCUGUACUUUACAUCAAGGACCACGGAAGAAGAAAUGGAACAAUAUACGCAGGAGCAAGUCAAUUUGAUUUAGAUUAUGUUUUUGCACACUUUAGUGGAAUCUUUCUUACAAGUACCAUAUACUUUUUGAUCUACUGCGCAGUCAGAAGAAAUAAACCUCGUGUUUAUCCCCAAGCCAUACUGCCAGGGUUUGUUUCUGGUGUGCUUUGGGCAAUAGCCAAUUGCUGCUGGUUCAUAGCCAAUCACUACCUCAGUGCUGUGGUCAGCUUUCCAAUAAUUACCACAGGUCCCGGUCUUGUUGCUGCAAUGUGGGGAGUCCUCGUAUUUAAAGAAAUCAAGUAAACUGAAGAGACUGACUGUGGCUGCUUCUGAGCAAACCAUGGUAGAUGGCAGGAGUAGACCUGUGAUGAGGGAACCAAGACUGUGCAUUUCAGACCUCUCUAAUGUCCAAAAUCUGACUGUUCACCUUAAGCAAUUGACACCUCCAAUAUUUAUAUCAUUUAAAUGAUAGUUCUCAAAUAUUAAGUCAGUAAAUAUGUGCUGAGAAGGCUGGAAUUUCAGGUAAAAAUUGCCUGUCAAUCUAAAUAUUUUUCUUCUAACUGACUUGUAGGCUAUCCUUGAAGAACAAAUGAUUGAAAGAAAAUUCCCAGGAAAAAUACAAGCUAAGAGCAAAGUGUGGCCAGUAUAAAGAUGUCUAAUUACUAAGUUUUGACAUGUGCUUUCCCAUCUGAAAACUUGAUAGUGUAUGUUAAAACUGCUGCCUUCAGUUUCUAAUUUUCUUUCAUAGUAGAGACACCCAGAUUUUUCCAAUUCAACAGCUUUCAAAUUAUUUAGUUCUGUAUAAAGCAUGAAUUAUCAAGUAUGCGUAAAUUACAAGUGCUCUUACAGUGAAAAAUAUUCACUUCACUAGAAUCUUGUAAAUGAAACAUGAGCACUUAGUACAAGAACUGCAUUCUUAUUGAGAGUCUGCUUUAAAAAUCCGAAUUUCUGAUUUUCAUGUUCACUUAUCUUCACCCUAUCUUCACUUACAUUGUGAUCUAAAUAUUUGCUAUUUUUUUUGAUUGCCAAAACUACCAAUCAAAUAGUAAUAAAAUAAGAAAAAUAAGAAAAAAUUUUGAAGCAUGCUCCUUAUGCACUUUUUAUUCUGAUUCAUGAUGAAUCUUCAUGAUUUUAACAUUACUUCAUGAUUUUAAAAGUGGUGAAAAAAAGACUUAGCAGUAUAUAUAACACAAUGAUAGAACUCCAUCACAAAACUUUUCUCCUUUCUCCAGUAGAUUUCCUAUUUGACUUUUUUUAAUUUGCUUUCAUUUACUAGUUGAUGAUUAUGAAAAAGUGUAAAUCAAUAAAAUAAGAUAAUUACUUCUUUCACCUUCCUAAAUAGAGUAUUUCUGUGAGUUUGAAGAGAUGGUUCUCUAAAACAGAACAAAGGUGGGUAUUGAAAAACAGAAGCUCACUUCUACUUUGGCCAUUUUUGAAAGAUUGCUUCAAAUUUUUAGAAACUAUUCCUUUUUGAUUUCACUAUGCUUCAUAGUUUUAAUACUAUUUUUACAUAGGAUUUUGAGCAGCUUCUAGCACUGAUUUUUCCUGUCUUGUUUUUUUUUAAUGUAGUGAAAGUCAGAAUUUUUGAAGACUAUGAACUCUGUACUUAAGAGCAAAAGAAGAACUUAUGCCAAGCGAAAUUCAGACAAAAAAUUGCUGUUCCUAAUUAAAUUGAGGCCUCCCUCAAAAAGGCACUAGUCUAGUUUGUUGUGUGUGAUACUGUAUUGUCUAGAAAGAAAAAAUAAGAUUCAGAUAGUGUGGUUUAUGUGGAAGAAAAAGCCACAAUGAGAUUCCUCAAGCUAGGAAUGCAACUAGGAAUCCACAGAGAGUUUGCAAACCUGUUAGAUGUUCACUCUCCCUGCAGUCAGAGCAGAAGACAAAGGGAAGGGCAGAGAUCUGCAACGGAAGUUACAAUUUACAGCUCAAUUCUUUUAUUCUUCUCUAUAGAAUAGCUUCAGAUUUCUGAGUGGGGGAAAAAAACCUUUCUUUCUUCUGCUACCAUAGACAUAGACUUCUUACCUUUUUAUUGACAAGCUUAAUGUCAAUUUACCAAGAGGAGAUGAGAAGUCAGCCAAUGAGUGAACACUAAAAUACUCAUUAAUGCAUUAACAGAUCUAGCCACUUGUCUUUGCUGCUGCUAGCUAAGAUGCUGAGCUUGAAAAAGGCUGAAUCAGUUUUAGUCUCUGAUUUUGCCCCAGAUAUAUAGGAAACACUGGCACAGCAGUUUCCAAUGCUGUGAAUCCACCUAACUUCAAGUGUUUCCAUCUCAAGACACAAGAUGUGCAGGUGAUGAGGUUAUGCAGCAAGAACUUGAUGAGCCACAUUAGCAGAGGCUGAAGGCAGGGAAAAGAGAUCACCAGUAAAAAACAGAAGUCACAGGAGAUGCAUUACAUCAGGUACUGUAUCUUACUUGUUUGUCAAGCAAAGAAUCAAACCCAUUUUAGCAAUUACGAAUUCUCAGGAAGGAUUUGUCCUGUGAAUAUAGAGAUUAUCAACUUACCUGUAUUUGCUUAAAAAAAAAUACUGAAUUUUAAUUACAGCAAUGGUGUUUCUUUGUUCUGAUGCUAUGUAUAUUAGGAAUUCUAUUCCUAGAUGAGAAAUCGAACUUCAUUUUGCUGACAAAAAUGUGUUUUCUGCUCUAACUAUACUAUAUGUUAGAGUUGGAAUACUAUUAUAGACAUAAAACAUGAACUGGUUGAAAAAGCAAAGGGUAGUAAUGUUAUUUCUUAUGAAAAGAAUAACUUGUCUGAACUCUAAUAGAACUCUCUCUGUAUUCGGUCAGUAGGUUGGAAUGAUUAUGUGAGGUGAGGUUACAUAGCUAUACACAUGUUCUCUGUCAGGCAAGCCAGUUCUGAAGUAUUUUUUGAAUUUAAAUCAUGUAGUUCCAGCCCCGCUGUUUAUGGUGUUUUGAGCUCAUCUCAAUAACGGGGAGUCUGUUAAAUGUUGCACUCAGGAAAACUAAACAUCUGAAAAAUAUUAAUUUCUUAAUGUACAGAAUGAUCAUUACUAGCUGCAAAAUCACAGUUACUUCUGGGAAUGCUCCAUGUUGGUAAAGUGAGCCUUGCAGUAAGUAAGUACAACUGCUGAGAUAAUUAGAAUUUGAAACUUGAAGCUUAAGGUUAACUUCAUUAUAAAGACAGAGAGAUGAGAUGUUGAGACAUUUAUUUGAAUCCAUGCAUAAUAAACAGAAAUGGUCACAUGCUUAUGCAACUGGAAGAAAAAGAAACCUUGAGCUGGUCGACAUCACCAGGAAGGUAAUUGAUAAAAUAAAGAUGUCUUCAUUGUGCCAGGUAACUUAUGAACCAGUAAUCAUCUGUUUCUCAAGGCCUAUUAUAUUUUUCACUCUGAAAAUGUACCUGUUUCAGAAAUGCACCUAUUUCAGAAAUCAAGUACCUGGAUCUACUUUGGAUCAAUAGAAAAACUAGAGUUCUUAAGCUGGUGAUGAAGUAUGACAAAUAUUAAAGUAAAUUUUUCUUUCAAUAAUAAAAAAGUAUCUUCUGUUCAAUGUUACUUUUUUCUUUUUUAAUGCACUU
Dromaius novaehollandiae (emu) is the source of this 4381-nucleotide messenger RNA. It is a transcript of the gene TMEM144, whose product is annotated as transmembrane protein 144. The record is from RefSeq and is a predicted model, not a curated record. Gene Ontology annotation, molecular function: carbohydrate transmembrane transporter activity. NCBI's taxonomy places the organism in Eukaryota, Metazoa, Chordata, Aves, Casuariiformes, Dromaiidae. The coding region runs from base 159 to 1151 and encodes 330 amino acids. Gene Ontology annotation, biological process: carbohydrate transmembrane transport. The transcript has 12 exons. Gene Ontology annotation, cellular component: membrane.